UUUAAUCGUUGUUUCAUUAAUUGUGGGUGGAAGGGGCACGGAAUGGAAUUUUGUGGUGAUUGUUUGGGAAGAGAAGUGUGGGGAUUUCUUUGAUAUACGACUAAAUUUAGCAACACAAAUUAAAAUCUUAAAAAUUUCUAUUCCGUCGUAACGAUUUGAGAGAAAGUAUGGACACGGCAUCGGGUAACAGUCGAUUUAAAAUGAGCGAAGGUGAUUGGAUAUGCAGUGACCCUCAGUGUGGCAAUAUUAACUUUGCGAGGCGGGACACCUGUAAUCGGUGCGAUAAGGAAAAAGUGGAAAGCUUGAAAAAGAAGAAGUUAGGCCAUGAAAUUGGUAAAGCUGCUGCAGAGAAGAGCCGUGGGCUUUUCAGUGCAGAUGAUUGGCAGUGUAAUAAGUGUGGGAAUGUCAACUGGGCCCGCCGACAGUCGUGUAACAUGUGCAAUGCUCCAAAGUAUGGUGAGGUUGAAGAACGUACUGGUUAUGGGGGAGGUUACAAUGACCGUGGCGUUGUGGAAUAUGUACGCCGUUCGGACUCGGAUGAUGAAUAUGAUGAGUUUGGAAGAAAAAAGAAGAAAAAGAAUGGAGAGUCAAUUCCAGAAAAACCACGCAGAGUAGCAAAACUGGAUGUAGACCGUGAUGAAGAAGAUGAAGAAGAGGAUGAUGAUGAAGAGGAUGAUGAUGAUGCUGAUCUGUCCAAAUAUGACUUAGUUGGUUGGGGUGAUGACAGUGAUGCUGAUUCUGAACAACAAAAAAAGGACAAAGAAAAUCGCCCAAAAACGAGGCGGGGUCAUUCAAAGUCACGUUCCCGUUCCAGAUCUCCCACAAAUGAGGGAAAGAGCCACAAAACUAAAUCAAGAUCAAGUUCAAGCUCGUCACAUUCAUCUGGAAGUGGAAAACGAGGAAACAGCUCGUAAUACAUUCAGGUUCAGGUAAACAGGUGGUAAUGGGUAACAUUAAGAUGGAGCUGCACGUAGAUGAUGGUGUUUACAGUGAACUACAGGUCCCCUCUGGUACACGAUUAGUAUCCAUCUUUCUUGGUAAUGAUAUGGUAGUCCUCACAUAUAGUGCUUAAGGCUUUAUGCGUUCACUGAGAAAUAAUAGGCUUGCAGAGAAUUGUGAUUUCCUUAGCUAUAAUUAAUAUGGGAAGGAGUUAACAUGAAUGAAUAUAUUCAGCUGACUGAAUGCAGUUACUGAGCAUAUAUUGUUUAGUUUGUUUUCUUUAUGUGACAGGAUAUGUUAUGAUUUUUAACUUUGUUGAAAUGAAAUAAAAUGUAUUGUUUUCUUUUUUAUAGCAUUUAAAAGAUUCUAAUCACAGUAUCACCAGUGUGUUAGACAAAAAACCUUUUUGUCUGUACUAAGGGUUUAAAUUUUUUUUAGACCUUUACUAAGGUUACUGUGGGCUGUUACAUUUAAUCUCUUCAUAACAUUACUGACGUCCCAGUUGUCCAGAGUAAGUUACUUUGAGCUGUUGCAGGAAAUGUAUGCGCAAAGGGUUAAUGUUAUAUUGAGCAAUACUUAUUGCAUUUUAAUUUUUUAGCUUUUCGUUAAUCAAUAAAAAUGUUAUUGAAAACAA
Molecule: messenger RNA, 1573 nt
Organism: Schistocerca americana (American grasshopper)
Lineage: Eukaryota; Metazoa; Arthropoda; Insecta; Orthoptera; Acrididae
Product: zinc finger Ran-binding domain-containing protein 2
Exons: 8
Coding region: 168-914 (248 amino acids)
Biological process (GO): RNA processing
Molecular function (GO): lipopolysaccharide binding; RNA binding
Source: RefSeq, a predicted model, not a curated record